Messenger RNA from Loa loa (African eye worm), 345 nucleotides. RefSeq lists its product as hypothetical. The annotation marks the transcript as partial. The transcript has a single exon. The record is from RefSeq and is a predicted model, not a curated record. NCBI's taxonomy places the organism in Eukaryota, Metazoa, Nematoda, Chromadorea, Rhabditida, Onchocercidae.
UUUUUUGUCUAUACCAAUAAAACUAUUUUCACUUAUCCAUCCAUCCGUCAAUUAAUCUCUAUCCACUUAUCUAUCUAUUAUCUCUCUGCCUAUUCAUCUAUCUAUCUAUCUGUUUGUCUAUUCAUUUAUCUAUCUAUCUCUCUGCCUAUUCAUCUAUCUAUCCAUUUGUUUAUCUAUCCAUUUGUCUAUCUAUCUGUCUAUCUCUCUCUCUUUAUCUAUCCAUUUGUCCAUCUAUCUGUCUAUCCCUCUCUCUCUUUCUAUUUAUCUAUUUACGUAUCCAUUUAUCUAUCUAUCUAUCGACUCAAUCCAUAUUCAUUCAUUCUGUUUCAUUUUCAUUUUAUUUUU